ACAGAUAAGAUCAGGUUGAUUCCCAGACAAUAGGAUCUCCCUGAAUUGGAGCAACCCUCCAGCAGGCUGGGAGGGAGGGAUGAUCUGGGGAAUCUGGGGUCUGUAGGGUGUGAGUCACUAGGGUAGGUCUCGCUUUCCCUGGAAAUGACUGGCUGGACGGCUGGGCUCUUGCAGUGGAGAAGUGGAGUCUGAAAUGAAGGAAGACAUCCGGUGCCCCCUGGAUCCGGCUCACCACGAAGCUGCCUGCUCCUUGCUGGGGCUUCAGAAUGAAAGUUAUUUCAGAUUGAGAAAUAUUGUUCUAAUAUGGCAACAACGGGGCUGUUGUCUUUUCAAGCGCUCUGCGAUUGCAGCCUCCUUCUGGCUCGUUUUAUGCAAAACGAAUGGCAGGCAGAAACAGGCUCAGAGCAGACAAGAGAGCUCGCCAAGUUUACACAGGCAGGAAGUGAUGGGUAUGAACUUGACACCAGAGCCUGCACUUCUAACCACCACACUGCAUUGCCCCUCUGUCUUAGUCUCCAAGAUGGAUGAGAUGCAGACUCGGCCGCCCAAGGGCACAGAGCCUCAGAAGCAAACAGAAGCUGCUGUUCAGGGCCACUUCCUCCAGGAAGCCCUCCCUGAAUUCUCCUGCCCUCCCUUCUCAGGACUCUUACGGUGCUGGGUGUGCGGCCAACGUGGAAACGCUUCCAUCGGCGCUAAGAAUAGAGACCCGCGUGGCUUUGCAGGUCCUGGACACAUCUCCCUGAAGACCUUCAUCAUCUUUUAAGGCCACGGAGUCCCUGACUGCUCAGGGACUAUAGAGCAUGUGCUUCUGUGGCCUUUGCAUCAGAGUGAUUUGUGACUUCUCAGGUGGAACUGCCAGUGAUAUAAUUAACAUUUCAAAACUUUGCAACCACAAAUUUAAUUUCUUUUGAACAUUUGGGGGCAUUUAAACAGUAGCUUGAGUAUUAAAUUUGCACUUAUGGGAAUUGGGGAGGAGGGACAUGGGGUAGGGGAGAAAGAGGGGAGAAUUUCCCAAAACUGUAUGAAAAAAGGAUGGAAAACAUUGUUGAGUUUUUGCUUAAAAAACAAAACAAAACAAAACAAAAACUUUUUUUUUUUUCUUCAAUUGAAAUACUGCUUUAAAGCAUUGGCAGGCUUACAGAAGUGAAAUGAAAAACAAAUCCCACAAAAAUCCUGGAGUACCAUAAAAAUAAUGAAUAAAGUAGUGCAAAAUGCUUUGAUUUCAGUAAUAUUUUUCAAUAAAGCUGGUGCAUUCCAAACAGAUUGUGUUUAUCUUGAAAGAGGCCUCUGCACCAUGGCUUAAGAGUUUACAAAAAAUCUGGUGGUCUUGGUUGUGAUAUGAUAAUUAAAAAGUACUCACAUGGUGAAAAAGGCAUGGGCUUUAAAAGUGGGCUGACCUGGGUUUGAAUCCCUCCUCUCUUUCAUAUUACAUGGGCCUUUUUAAGUAAGUGACCAUCCUGUCUGGGUUGAGUUUCCUCACCUGUAAAAAUUGAAGAAUAAUUCCUGUUUCAAUGGGAAGUUUACAUGUGUGAAAGCUGCUGAGAGGGUGUGUGGGCACUAGGACCGAGCUUGUUUGGGUAAAGAUGCUAAUUCUGUAUUUGUGUCCAGAGCAUUGCAAGAUGUCUAUAGUAUCACACAAAGCUCAUAUCCCAACAGCACAGGAAAUUACAGCUGUGUCCUUGUUCUUAGUUUCAAUGGCAUUUUUUACUGGAGAAAGCUUGAAAACUAAAGAUGGAUUUUAAGAAGGAAAAGAAA
This is a messenger RNA of Balaenoptera ricei (Rice's whale), 1755 nucleotides long. RefSeq lists its product as uncharacterized. The record is from RefSeq and is a predicted model, not a curated record. NCBI's taxonomy places the organism in Eukaryota, Metazoa, Chordata, Mammalia, Artiodactyla, Balaenopteridae. Bases 194 to 763 code for a protein of 189 amino acids. The transcript is spliced from 5 exons.